Betta splendens (Siamese fighting fish) is the source of this 5703-nucleotide messenger RNA. RefSeq names its product HPS3 biogenesis of lysosomal organelles complex 2 subunit 1 (gene hps3). Gene Ontology annotation, biological process: organelle organization. NCBI's taxonomy places the organism in Eukaryota, Metazoa, Chordata, Actinopteri, Anabantiformes, Osphronemidae. The transcript is spliced from 37 exons. Gene Ontology annotation, molecular function: protein binding. The record is from RefSeq and is a predicted model, not a curated record. The coding region runs from base 279 to 5015 and encodes 1578 amino acids. Gene Ontology annotation, cellular component: cytoplasm.
UACUCUAAUGCAUAUUAACUAUUGUAGCUGCAGCGUUUAGCAAAUAUCCGCCUCAAAAUAAAAAAAACAAAAAACAAAAGUCUAGUUCAUGAAAUUGAUAACCAAUGAAAAUUCGUAACGUCAUACAAGCAGAAUUAACAUCCAAUGGGAUUCAAGAAGGGGCGGGCUUUCUGAUGUUGUGGUCGACUUCCUGGAUUACAGCGUGAAAUCAAUACUGCAGCAGCGUAAGUAGGAAGAGAAAGCUGCCGUUAAAGCAGGGGUCGCCCACAUCUUGAUGAAUGAAUCUUCCAAGAAUCACAGAAAAAGGGGUGGAGUCCAGAGUUGUAUCAUCCCUCAAGCACACAGGCAGCGGAACUAACAGGCUCAGCAUGGUGCACGUCUACAACUGUCAUCCCUUCGCCUCACAACAGAUAGUACAAGUGGAGCAGGAGCCUGGCUUGGUCUGCUGUGGAGGUGGAGCGCUGUUUGUUGUGGCUACUGGAGGAUGCAAGGUGGAAGCCUACAGUCUGGAGCAGGGCUGCCCUCUCCUCUGUCGUUUCGCCACCAUGGGCACGGUGAGGAGCAUCCAGCACAGCAGGAUAGGAGAUUACCUGGUCACCAUUGAGGAAAAGAACAGCGCUACCUACCUGCGAGCCUACACCAACUGGCGCUUUCAGGCGGAGGAGAAGGCCCGCGUCGGGGUGCGCUUGCUGGGGCACCUGCUGCGGGGGGCGUCUGUGCGGGGCGGGGUGCAGAUGGAGAUCAUCGAGAUCCCUCUGUCCGAGCGCCCUCUUGCUGUGGCCUGUUGCUCAGUCACAGGAGACCUUCUGGUCGGCUGUGAGAACACGCUGGUUCUGUUUACACUGAAGCGGCAGAACCAGCAGAACCUGCAGAACCAGAGUCAGCAAAACCUUCAGGGCUCUUGGCCGAACACCCAGCAAAGCUCCAGUCAGACCCCGUCCGCUUUGGACUUUGAGCGCUCCAUCAUUCUGCAUCUUCCAAAGAUGACACCUAAACAGGUGGCGCUGUGUGGAGGAUAUGUAGCCGUGCAGGCAGAGCUGGAGGUGCUCGUACUAAAGCUGGAUGCAGCCACUGAACCUGUGGCGCUGGAGGAAUUAACAGACUCAGAUACUUUUGCUGAUCACCUUGAAGACCAGACCGACUUCCUACUCAUCCCAAAACAUCAGGAGUUGCUCGGUGAUCGAGCAAAAGACUGUGACAUCCCUGUCUGCAUUGAAAAGACUGGACUGGAGGACAGAAGGCAGAGCGUGCUGUCCUACGUUCUCUUCAGGCGCUUUAGUCCAGAGUUCUUUCAGGGCUGCAGUGUGCAAGAGACUCAGCUGCACUCGCUGCAGCUCUACCCGCUGUUCACCAGAAACCAGUCAGUGUCUCUGGAGGAACCGGCCUGUGUGUUUUGUUUCUUCUCCCUCCCCUCUGCUGGAUACCUGUACAGCCUGAAGGGCGGAGUGGAGCUGCUCUCAACCUAUCAGUAUCCAGAGAAGGUCCUGGAGGCGGUGCUGACGGAUCACCUGUUGCACGUUAUAACCAAGAGUGCGUUGCAGUGUUUCACAGUUCGCUGUGCAGCCGUAGCAGCGAGGCUUGAAGACCCGUACAUCGACACAACCAUGAAGGCCUGUCCGCCGUGCAGCCUCGAGGUGUGCGCCCUCAGAAUGCAGCUGUUCAUAUCGCCUGCGCGCUCUGCUGUUGCUGGCAGCGGAGGAGAAGGCCCGCGUCGGGUGCGCUUGCUGGGGCACCUGCUGCGGGGGGCGUCUGUGCGGGGCGGGGUGCAGAUGGAGAUCAUCGAGAUCCCUCUGUCCGAGCGCCUCUUUGCUGUGGCCUGUUGCUCAGUCACAGGAGACCUUCUGGUCGGCUGUGAGAACACGCUGGUUCUGUUUACACUGAAGCGGCAGAACCAGCAGAACCUGCAGAACCAGAAGAAUCACAGAAAAAGGGGUGGAGUCCAGAGUUGUAUCAAUCCCUCAAGCACACAGGCAGCGGAACUAACAGGACUCAGCAUGGUGCACGUCUACAACUGUCAUCCCUUCGCCUCACAACAGAUAGUACAAGUGGAGCAGGAGCCUGGCUUGGUCUGCUGUGGAGGUGGAGCGCUGUUUGUUGUGGCUACUGGAGGAUGCAAGGUGGAAGCCUACAGUCUGGAGCAGGGCUGCCCUCUCCUCUGUCGUUUCGCCACCAUGGGCACGGUGAGGAGCAUCCAGCACAGCAGGAUAGGAGAUUACCUGGUCACCAUUGAGGAAAAGAACAGCGCUACCUACCUGCGAGCCUACACCAACUGGCGCUUUCAGGCGGAGGAGAAGGCCCGCGUCGGGGUGCGCUUGCUGGGGCACCUGCUGCGGGGGGCGUCUGUGCGGGGCGGGGUGCAGAUGGAGAUCAUCGAGAUCCCUCUGUCCGAGCGCCCUCUUGCUGUGGCCUGUUGCUCAGUCACAGGAGACCUUCUGGUCGGCUGUGAGAACACGCUGGUUCUGUUUACACUGAAGCGGCAGAACCAGCAGAACCUGCAGAACCAGAGUCAGCAAAACCUUCAGGGCUCUUGGCCGAACACCCAGCAAAGCUCCAGUCAGACCCCGUCCGCUUUGGACUUUGAGCGCUCCAUCAUUCUGCAUCUUCCAAAGAUGACACCUAAACAGGUGGCGCUGUGUGGAGGAUAUGUAGCCGUGCAGGCAGAGCUGGAGGUGCUCGUACUAAAGCUGGAUGCAGCCACUGAACCUGUGGCGCUGGAGGAAUUAACAGACUCAGAUACUUUUGCUGAUCACCUUGAAGACCAGACCGACUUCCUACUCAUCCCAAAACAUCAGGAGUUGCUCGGUGAUCGAGCAAAAGACUGUGACAUCCCUGUCUGCAUUGAAAAGACUGGACUGGAGGACAGAAGGCAGAGCGUGCUGUCCUACGUUCUCUUCAGGCGCUUUAGUCCAGAGUUCUUUCAGGGCUGCAGUGUGCAAGAGACUCAGCUGCACUCGCUGCAGCUCUACCCGCUGUUCACCAGAAACCAGUCAGUGUCUCUGGAGGAACCGGCCUGUGUGUUUUGUUUCUUCUCCCUCCCCUCUGCUGGAUACCUGUACAGCCUGAAGGGCGGAGUGGAGCUGCUCUCAACCUAUCAGUAUCCAGAGAAGGUCCUGGAGGCGGUGCUGACGGAUCACCUGUUGCACGUUAUAACCAAGAGUGCGUUGCAGUGUUUCACAGUUCGCUGUGCAGCCGUAGCAGCGAGGCUUGAAGACCCGUACAUCGACACAACCAUGAAGGCCUGUCCGCCGUGCAGCCUCGAGGUGUGCGCCCUCAGAAUGCAGCUGUUCAUCGGCCUGCGGUCAGUGUGCGUCCACGGCCGUCACGUUGUCCUCCUCUCUGCAGCCGACACAGAGACGCCGGAGGAGCCUGAACGCACCACGCAGCGCAGGGGCCUGAGCAGGAGGUUCACGGGGUCCUCCCCCAAAGAAAGCAGUGCAGCCGGACAUGGAUGGAACCUGUACGUGGUCGAGACCGUCUCGCCCCUCGCGCUCUACCAGGAGAUGGUCGAAUACAGUCAGCGCUACGCAGAGACCAAUCCACAGGCCCAAAGCCUUCGCCACCUCCUCAGCGAAGCUCACCUCCUCCUCCGAGCCUCGCUGCUGCAGCAGAGCACUGAGUGUCCACAAGCAGACAGGGAGGUGCUGGAGGAUGCGUUCAGGCACAACUGUGCUCAGCUAGGAGACUGCUUCAGCAGGGGCAGCCAGAGGGACUGCCACCUGGCUCUGCCGUACUACAGGAUGUCUGGCUUGUCAGUUCCAGAGAUCUUAUCUAGGAACCGCCCACUUCCCAGCAACCCUCACUUUUAUGGCCCUGGCUUCCUGUUCUAUCUGAAACAUCACCUGUUAGAAGAAAUGGAACAGAAUCUCACUCAGGAAUCCGCAGAUGAGGUCAUUGACAUUUUCAGCCAAUCAGAGCCUUCUGAGCUUGUCCACGUCUGCGCCAGUCCGUCCAUGAUUAACGUCAGUCCUGCACGAACUCUGCAAAUUCUACAACAUCUGGAGGACUCGACCGGCGUGUCGGUUCCUCUGACAAUCACCAUGGCAACCAUGAUGCUUCGUAUGGGCAACAUGCAGCAGUACACACAGCUGAUGGAGAGACACGCUGAGAUGCUGCUGAUUUACGGGUUCAUCGAGGAGCCGAGGCUGCUCCUUCACGGAGGAGGCGGAGGACGUCACGCGCACAUUCGUCCCACAGCCCUGACUCAACAGCUGGUGAAGACGCAGCCGGGACUUCUGGUGGCGUCCAUGGUGGCUCUGCACGAGAACAGCAAAGUUCAGCUGGAACAGGCCGAUCACAUAUUCCAGGAGCUGGGCUGUGAGAACUGCCUGCAGGUGGACUUCUGGGAGGCGACUCUCAUGGCGUCGUCGCAGGAAGCUGUCAUCCAGGAACUCCUGUUCCGAGUGGCAUCGGUUUAUAUCGAGCGGCUGACGAAUACAAACUCGGAGGGAGCCUCGAAACGCAGGUCACUGAAGAGCGCGGAGGAUCUGGUCAACUCGUGCCCCCAUUAUGGACCUUUGUACCUGUGGCUCUCCGUCCUCAGUCCACCUCACACAACCAGCCCUCAGCACCUGGAGGCGCUACACAAACUGCAGUCUCUCCUAUGUGGUCCGUCCCUCUCCGUGAGCUCUGUCGCUCCCCUGCUGGAACGCGUGACGGAGGACACCUUAUGGGGCUUCAGCCUGCACCUCCUCUGCUUCACCAGAAGAGGGCAGUACGACAUCAGCAUUGAGAAGGUGCUGGACCGGUGUCCUCAGGCCAUCGUACCCUACGCCAAUUACCAGUUACAAGACAAAAACAUGGCGUUGUGGUGGCAGAAGCUGCUCCCAGAGCUUUGUAGUCGCACCAGAGCUGCACCUCAUAACAGCAUCCUAUUGGCUGCUCUAAAGGAGACUCUGGUCAUGGUUGCCGCGGAGAUGAGCCCUGCAGAGCUGUUGGAACUGAUUCCCGAUGACGGCACGGCCUCAUACUUCCUGCCUUACCUUCUGACAUGUAGCCAGAAACACCUGGUGGCCUGAGAGCCAGCAAGAAACAUUUACUUACAUCAAUUGAUUCACACUGAGCUGAGCUUCAUGCCUUGGACAUCAUCAGCCUGACCAACGCACGGUUUAGCUGGCUCUCUGAUCACUGUACUGAUCUUAGACAAUAAUGUGCUGGAUUGUUUAAGCACUUGAGCACAAAUAUUGGAAUAGUAAUGGACCAUGACGCACCGCCUCAGGGUCACACAGACCAGUCCAGCUUUUGGGCAAAGAAACUUUAAACAUCAGUAAUGACAACAACUGGAAGGUCUUCAAGGAGCUUCCUGAGAAAGGUGGAAGGCGACAUUCAAGUAUGAGGAUGAAAUGAGGAUGAUAACAAGUGGAACGAGAAGAUAAGCCCAGAGUGGGAAAAAAAACUAGAAGGAAGAAGAUUCUACUUGAAGAACUUGACUCAGUAGACAGAUGUGAGAAACCAGAUAGCAGAGCAAAAAAAAUCUCCUAGACGAUGGAUGCGUGAUGUUCCCAUCCUUAGAAUAAAAGGUGAACCUGAUAUAUACAUAUCUAUGAAACAUAUGAAUGUAUGUAACCAACUGCAAGAAAUCAGCAAAUGCUUUUAUUAUAUUAAAUAUUCAUCUCCCAUGUAGCUCCUAAUGCACUACUGUACAUUCUGAUGAAGUAGACUUUUAAUUUUAAAUAAAUUAAUUAAAAUAUUGUUUGUUUACAUGGA